Molecule: messenger RNA, 1017 nt
Organism: Geosmithia morbida
Lineage: Eukaryota; Fungi; Ascomycota; Sordariomycetes; Hypocreales; Bionectriaceae
Product: deoxyhypusine monooxygenase
Exons: 2
Coding region: 1-1017 (338 amino acids)
Biological process (GO): peptidyl-hypusine biosynthetic process
Molecular function (GO): deoxyhypusine monooxygenase activity
Source: RefSeq, a predicted model, not a curated record
AUGGCUCCCGCUGCAGACUCCCCCACAGAGACUUCGUCUUCGGUCUUUACCACCAUCGCCAGCCUGCGCGAGAGCCUGUGCUCUGAGGAGGCGGCGCUGUCGCUCCGAUUCCGGGCCCUCUUCUCGCUCAAGCAUGUUGGGCAGACGUCAGAGGACCCCGCGGUAGUCACCGCCGUCAUCGAUGCCAUCGCGGCGGCGCUGUCGUCCCCGUCCGCGCUCCUCAAGCACGAGCUCGCCUACUGCCUGGGCCAGACCAACAGCGACGCGGCCAUCAAGCCUCUGAGCGACGCGCUCUCCGACCUGGACGAGGACGUCAUGUGCCGCCAUGAGGCCGCCGAGGCCCUGGGCGCCCUGGGCUUCACCGAGAGCCUCAACCUGCUCAGGAAGUUCCGCGACCGCGAGGGCGAGUCCGUCGUCAUCACAGAGACGUGCGAGAUUGCCAUCGACAGGAUCGAGUGGGCCAACUCCAAGGAGAGGCAGGCCGAGAAGCUGCGCCAGAGCGACUUUGCUUCCAUCGACCCCGCUCCCCCGAUGCCCGAGACAAACACCACAAAGUCGGUCGAGGAUCUCGGCGCCGCCCUCAUGGACACGUCCAAGCCCCUAUUCAAGCGCUACCGCGCCAUGUUCGCCCUGCGUGACCUGGCCUCCCCUCCCGACCUGCCCACGGCCGUCCCGGCCGUUCAGGCCCUGGCCAAGGGCUUCUCCGAUGAGUCCGCCCUCUUCCGUCACGAGAUCGCCUUCGUCUUCGGCCAGCUGUGCCACCCCGCCUCAGUAGACGCCCUCACCAAGGCCCUCAGUGACGUCAACGAGGCCAGCAUGGUCAGGCAUGAGGCUGCCGAGGCUCUCGGCAGUCUAGGUGACGAGGAGGGUGUCGAGGACACUCUCAGGAAAUUCCUCAACGACGCCGACAGUGUCGUCCGUGAUAGCAUCAUCGUUGCCCUCGACAUGGCUGAGCACGAGAAGAGCGCCGAGGCCGAGUAUGCUCUGAUUCCCGACGCUCUGACUGCUACGGCGUAG